This is a messenger RNA of Colius striatus (speckled mousebird), 4224 nucleotides long. It is a transcript of the gene ARHGAP40, whose product is annotated as Rho GTPase activating protein 40. Gene Ontology annotation, molecular function: GTPase activator activity. Gene Ontology annotation, cellular component: cytoplasm. NCBI's taxonomy places the organism in Eukaryota, Metazoa, Chordata, Aves, Coliiformes, Coliidae. The coding region runs from base 30 to 2012 and encodes 660 amino acids. The record is from RefSeq and is a predicted model, not a curated record. Gene Ontology annotation, biological process: regulation of small GTPase mediated signal transduction; signal transduction; regulation of actin filament polymerization. The transcript has 15 exons.
GGCUCGGAGCGCGGCGGCCCCGCAGUCAGAUGCGGAGGGAGAGCCCGCUCGCCUCGCGUCUUUUUCUUCUCCCCGUCUCGACUGCUCUUGUCCGCAGCGUGGACCUGCCCAGUACCAGAAAUUGCCCUUGCAAAAUGAGCCAGCUUCCUCUGAAGAGUCCUUUGGCAUCCCCAGUGUCAGCCGGCAUGAAUUCCAGGGUAGAGUCUGUGGACAGCUUGUCAAUGGACAGUUUUUGGCUGGAAGUAGAGAACAUUAAACAGAGUGCUGAAGCUGAGCAAGAGGAAUGCAGCCUUGCAGAUGUCAAAACACAAGAGGAGGGAGAAGCUGAAGCCGAGUGGCUCCAGGAUGCAGGUCUGUCCGACCUCCUUGGGGACUGUGCCUCAGAAAAUGACAAUGUGCUGCUCUCCACUCUGACCAAGACGCAGGCGGCCGCGGUGCAGCGGCGCUUGGAUACCUACUCCCGCUCUCGGAGGAGGAAGAACAAGCAUCCCGUGAGGGACGUCCGAGACAUUUUUGGAGUGGUCAACUCAGAGGAGACAGCAGCAGGCAAUGAGCAGUCCAGCCCAGAGCAGUUGUGGCACAAUCUACGGACUUCAACUGUACAGAAAUCAGAAACCCAGGAAUACUCCUGCACAGUUCGAAACCCUGCGAAAGAGGAGAUGUUCAACAUGGAUGUUGCCUACUCAGAACAGGCAGCUGUCCUGCUCAAGGGGUCAUUCCUGUCUGAAUCUAGGAGGUUAAAGGAUGGAAAUGCCCUAACUAAAUUUAAGAUCCCUAAGGGCAGACUAGGAGUGACCAGAGUUGGAGAUCUGUCCACUCAGGACAUGAAGAAGAUCCCCACACUGGCUCUUAUUGAACUAACAGCUCUCUGUGAUGUUCUGGGCUUUGAGCUGAAGAGAAACAAAGCUGCAAAACUGAAAACAACAGAGAAAAAGCUCUUUGGAGUUCCACUCAACACCAUGUUGGAAAAUGACCAAAAACUGCUUCCCAACACCAAAGUCCCUCUGUUACUACAGGCACUGCUGUCUUGCUUGGAAAAGAGAGGACUUGAAACCGAGGGCAUUUUAAGAGUUUCUGGAUCCCAGACCAGAAUCAAGAGUCUGGAGCAGAAGCUAGAAAGGGACUUCUAUACUGGCCUUUUCCAUUGGGAUGAAGUGCACCAGAAUGAUGCAUCAGGGCUACUGAAAAGAUUCAUAAGAGAGCUGCCAGCCCCACUGCUGACAGCAGAGUACCUCCCUGCUUUUGCUGCUGUGCAAAAUAUUCCAGACCUGAAGCAAAGAUUGCAAGCUCUAAACCUCCUGAUCCUGAUUCUGCCAGAGCCCAACAGAAACACUCUAAAGGCUCUACUUGAAUUUCUCAGCAAAGUGGUUGCCAGGGAGAACAACAACAAAAUGAACCUCUGGAAUGUUUCCACAGUCAUGGCCCCAAACCUCUUCAUGCACAAAGGACUGCCAAACAAGAUCCCUGAAGGAAAGGAGAAACAGCUGGCAGAGGGGGCAGCUGAUGUUGUCAGGAUGAUGAUCCAUUACCAGGAUUUGCUCUGGACAGUCUCUUCUUUUCUGGUAGCCCAAGUAAGAAAGCUGAAUGAGAGCAAUAGCAAAAGGUACCAGUUCUGUGACAAGAGAAUUAAAAACUUGUUGCGGAAGAUUCAUGCUGAUAAAGACAAGGUGGAAAAGAACCAGGCAGAGCCUUCCAAGAUUGUGAAGGUCCACGCUUCACUUCUCCUGAAGGAUUCUCUAGAGGUGCAUUUAAACAAUGCAACCAGAGUUGCUGAUGUCUUGAGGCAGUUUCAAAAGAACCUGUGUCAGAAUGGCUGGAGUAUUGUUAAUACUGUCAACCUCCUCAAGUGUAACAACUCAAUGGAGUGCACAAACUUGCUCUUGUAUGAAGUGGGAGGCAAUAUUGGUGAGCAUUGCCUGGACCCAGACACUUACCUCUUAGAUUUGUACCACAUUAAUCCCCAUGCUGAAUGGAUAAUUAAGCAAAACCCAUCUUAUCCUCGGAUGUUCUAAGAAAGUGUGGUUAAAGUUUUUUGGAAGCCUGGAAAAGAUGUUCCUGGUACAGUCACAGGCUGGACAAUGCUUUUGUCUUUGAAGGAAAGACAGCUUUAUUUACUGCUUCCAUGACAGCUGCCUCUGAGAGUACACUAUCCUACAUGCUAACAGGGGUGUUGAUAACAAGAGGCAAUUAAUAUGAUGUAGCAGAAGUUACAAGGGGUAUGGUUAUUCUUAAAUAAUCCCCUCCCAAACAAAGCUACAGUGAUUGUACAGCAGACAUGGAAUGUAAGAGAAGGAACAUCUUCUUGAAGAUGCUUGAAGACAUCUAUUUCUUCUGGAUUUGCUCUUUCUUUUUAUGACAUCCACACUUUGGAAGAUAGGCAGUCAGCUACUGCAGUGAUACUAAUGGGAUUCCUGUUGCACAUCACCACAAGUUGUGAUCCUGGGUUUCACUGAUAAGAUACUGUUACAUUCUUUGAAGAAUAAAAAAGGAUGCUUCCAAAAAGGCCAGGUGGGAUGUGAAGCCAACAUUCUGUGUUUAAUGACUACAGUUAAACACAAGAAAUUAACUUUUCUUGGAAAAAAGUAUGGGAAGGACAGCAGCCUUUGAAAUGUACAGUGUGAUAGGAGAGAUGCCUGGUAAUGUAAGAACAAAUGUACUGGUUGCCACUGAGACCAAAACAUGCAUUUGGUUUGCUGGAAAAUCUGUGUAUCAAUGGAUAACCAACCAAGGAAACAUUCUGAAGUUAAUUGGAGGUUAGUAAUCUGGGCUGGCCAUGUGAAGUGAACUUCUUGGAAGACCCUGUGUGAAUAUGUCUGUUUGAAAAAACACAACAAUGAGAACAACAACAACAAACCCAAGCAAAAAACCCAAGCAGUUCCUAAGAUGUGUGGUGACUGCAAAAAGAGGUCUGUGCCUGUACCUGAUCACACAGUAGGUACUGACUUGAGCCCUCACUGCUCUGCACAUUUUCAUCCUGCACAGCACCAUUUCUGAAAAUUCUUUUUAAUUUUUUAUAUGCUAUUUUUAGACACUAUUGAAUAUUUAUUCAUGUGGCAGAAACAGGGCUGCCCUGCAAGUCUAUACUCAAAGUAUUUCAUUUUCCAAAUCCUAGCUGCACUAGUGACAAUCUCCAGUAUUAUUUCUUUUGUUUAACUGAAUGUUUCCCUCCUCUUGUUUUCUCCCAGGCUGAAGUGUAGCUAUCUCUAUUCAUUAUCUAAAAGUCCUGGUUUUUUCUAUUGUAAAGGCUCUCUAUUCUGUGGUUUGUCUGUCUGUGUGGUUAAAUGCUCAUGGUGGUUCAAAUCUUGGAGGCCAUAGUCCAUUUUUGGCCUUUACUUUGAGGUGAGCCAUAGUCCAUAUUCUUUCUAACCUGUUGUGAGAGCUGCUGAUGUCUUGAAGCAAUGCAUGUUAUUAGAGAGUCUGCUUUUUUUGACUGAGCUGAUGCAGGUGCACUGAUUUGGGAAGAUCAUCUUCAUAGCUGUGUUCUUAAGAACCCAUAGUAGACACUUGCAAAAAAACCACUUCGUGUCCCUGAUCCAGAACCCCAAUGUCAAGACUUCUUAAGGUGCCUCUGGUUAAUAGGGCUUAAAUUGGUCCUAAAAGGGCCUGAUUCUUGUCCUUGAGGAUGGGUGAUUUGUGUCCCAUGAAAGAUCAUCUGCUUUAAAAACUGGGCAUUAAAAAUCAAUGGUACCUAUUCACUCAUUCCUUCUGGAAGUCUUUAUUGCAGUGAUGGAGCUUAGCAAAGAGCGAAUGCCAGAGAUGUGAUACUCUAAGAAAUACCUAACACAGAAAGUUAUCAGUGGGAGAGAAACAAUCUGUUCCUGCUCAAAAAUGCUUUGUAAGCCAAACUGCAUCCCUGAUAAAUCACAUAAUGCUGCAUUUUUUUUCCCAUCUUGGUAUGCUGGAUCUUUUUUGAAACAUGUAUGAUGGGGACAUGCUACAUCACUGCUGCUGUAAACAAUGAAUGAGUGAGGUUUUUGAGCACCAAACAAUGUGAAUCAGUGGAAAACAAAGCUGGUAGGAGAUUCUCAUGAGACAAAUACCAGUUCUCAAAUAUGAAAGGAAAUGUAAACAAACAAAUCUCUUUCCAGAUGAUGGAUAUGCUUUUUUUUUACUUUUCCUAUCUUUGUACCAAAAAGCAAGUAUGAGUUUUUCAGUACCUAACGGGCAACCUACUUCUGAAUGGUGGCUUUUAACAGCUUUUUUACAAGUUUUUAAUUCUGUAUU